ACACUUCCAACUCGCCUCUCAUCAGAGCUCUACGCACUGUUAAUCCUCGAGAGCUCUAUCAUGUCGAACGUCUCUAUCCCAAAGACCCAGGUCGCCGCAGUCGUUCCCGCCCCGGGCGCCGCCGUCGAGAUUCGGACCGACUACCCCGUCCGUCAGCCAUCCGAGCUCGAGCCAGGCGAGUGCCUCGUUAAGCUCACCUACACCGGUGUCUGCCACACCGACCUUCACGCAAAGAAGCACGACUGGCCCGUCAAGCCUAAGAAUCCGCUCGUCGGCGGCCACGAGGGCGUUGGCGUCAUUGUCGCCAUCGGCGAGCACACCGCGCACUCCCCCGUUAAGGUCGGUCAGCGCGUCGGCAUCAAGUGGCUCGCCGAUUCGUGUCUCCAGUGCGAGCAGUGCCGCAAGGGUCUGGAACAAUGCUGUCUUAAUUGCAAACUGAGCGGCUACACCGUCGACGGCACUUUCCAGCAAUACGUAGUGUCCUUCGUCAACCACGUCUCCCCCAUUCCCGAGGGCAUUCCCGACGCGGACGCCGCUUCCAUCCUCUGUGCAGGUGUAACCGUAUACCGGGCCAUCAAAUACUCCCAGACGCAUACGGGUGACUGGAUCGUCCUCCCCGGCGCCGGUGGAGGUCUUGGUCAUUUGGCCGUCCAAUACGCACGUGAAAUGGGUCUUCGAGUCGUCGCAGUUGACACGGGCGCCGAAAAGAGAGAACUCUGCAAGAAACUCGGCGCCGAGCACUUCAUCGACUUCCGCGAGUCGAAGGACCUCGUCGCCGACAUCAAGGCCGCGACCGACGGGCUCGGCCCGCAUGCCGCCGUCGUCACCGCCGCGACGGGUGAGGCGUAUAACCAGGCCGUCACGUACCUGCGCAACGGCGGGACGCUCAUGGCCGUCGGGCUUCCCGGCGAGGCAACACUCGACGCGUCUAUCUUCUUCACCGUCUUCAAGGGCAUCAGCAUCCUCGGCAGCUACGUCGGCAACCGCCAGGACGCGAUCGAGGCACUCGACAUUGCUGCGCGCGGGAAAGUGAAGGUGUAUUAUAAGCUGAAGAACUUGAGCGACCUGAAAGACGUGUAUGAGGGUAUGGAGCGGGGCGAGAUUGCGGGACGGGUGGUGCUGGAUUGCGCCAAGUUCUGAGCAACAGGUCUAUCUUUCCGAAAGGGUUGAGGGAAGACCGAGGGCGGAGGUCGAUGAACGGUUUCUGCUUAACUGUAGAUUUUUAUAAUUGUCUGUAUGAUAUUAGCAGUUGUAGCAGUAGCAGCAUGUGUCGUGGAAAGUAUUGUAUAGUCGUGAAUGUACUGUAACUAGCAGUGUCACAUUACGCCGCAUUCACAUUGCGCCUGGCAUGGAGACACGAUGCGACAAUAGGAAUUCUGUGCCUC
Gloeophyllum trabeum ATCC 11539 is the source of this 1385-nucleotide messenger RNA. RefSeq names its product mannitol-1-phosphate dehydrogenase MPDH1. The coding region runs from base 61 to 1140 and encodes 359 amino acids. Lineage: Eukaryota; Fungi; Basidiomycota; Agaricomycetes; Gloeophyllales; Gloeophyllaceae. The transcript is spliced from 4 exons. The record is from RefSeq and is a predicted model, not a curated record. Gene Ontology annotation, molecular function: oxidoreductase activity.